Messenger RNA from Paraglomus occultum, 354 nucleotides. The record is from the annotation of a GenBank genome assembly. NCBI's taxonomy places the organism in Eukaryota, Fungi, Glomeromycota, Glomeromycetes, Paraglomerales, Paraglomeraceae.
AUGAGCGAUCCUUCUUACGAAUUACCGGUAUCUAAUCGUUCUAUUACAUUGUUCCAUCACAAUUUGGCGUGCGAGUUAGUAGCGGCCGUUCUCCGGUCGGUUGUCUUUUCGGGCUCUUGUUGGUGCAGCUGCGAUGGCCGAUGCUGUCGUCGCCUAUCUAUUUCCCGUGGAAGCCCAGGUCAAUCAAAUGGCGAGAUUUCAGAUACACACCGACAUGGACCAGAGGAUUCACGAGCGUUUAAUCAGAGUCCGAGCCGUCUACGUGAAUUUUCCGUAGAAACUGCAACAGGAUUAUACGGGUUGGGAUCGGAAGAGACGGGUACAACUUUUGAAAAGAAUGUGGGAGAUCGUUAA